This is a messenger RNA of Branchiostoma floridae (Florida lancelet), 3283 nucleotides long. RefSeq lists its product as uncharacterized. The record is from RefSeq and is a predicted model, not a curated record. Gene Ontology annotation, biological process: monocarboxylic acid transport; transmembrane transport. Gene Ontology annotation, molecular function: monocarboxylic acid transmembrane transporter activity. The transcript is spliced from 11 exons. Lineage: Eukaryota; Metazoa; Chordata; Leptocardii; Amphioxiformes; Branchiostomatidae. The coding region runs from base 81 to 3239 and encodes 1052 amino acids.
AGUCAGUGAGUGAAUGAAUGAACGUAACUAUAUAAUAGCAUGACGUUUUUCUCAUAUACCAGUACUAGGCUUCUGCAAAGAUGAAGCGGUUGCAGUACCAUAGUGAGCCGCCAGACGGUGGCUGGGGCUGGAUGGUUGUCCUGAGCAGCUUCUUGUCUCACGUCUUCGUUGUCGGCGGCUUCAAGUCGUUCGGCGUCUUCUUCCCGUACUUCCGUGAGGAGUUUGAUGAAGAUGCUGCGAAUACGUCUUGGGUCAGCUCCAUACAAGGAGCAGUGGUCUUCUUUGGCUCCGGUCUAGCCGGCGCCCUGGGGAACCGGUUCGGCUGCAGGCCCGUGGUAAUGGCGGGGAGCCUGGUGGCCGCCGCGGGGCUCAUCUCCAGCAUGUUCGUCACUUCCAUGGCAACCAUGUACGUCACCACGGGGUUGGUCACAGGUCUCGGGUUUUCCCUGAUGUACACGCCAUGUAUAACAAUGGUGGGACUGUACUUCAGCAGAAGACGCUCCCUCGCCACGGGCAUCGGGCUUUCCGGCGCGGGGGUGGGCGUUUUCGCCUUCCCUCCGUUCUUCCAACUCCUCAUCGACAACUACGGCUGGAAGAACGCGCUGCUCAUCUUCUCCGGGAUCGUUCUGAACGGGAGCGUGUUCGGGGCGCUGUUGAGACCGCUGCACUUGAGAAGCACUCUCAAACCAGAAGAGCUAGAACGUCAGGAAGGUCAAGAACAAAGGGUUGGACUGUGUAGCCGUGUGUCGAACACCUUCGGCUUCUAUCUUUUGAAAGACCCGUUCUUUGCCGCCUUUUCUGUUUGCCAGAUUCUUCUCGGGUUUGGCGCUUUCGUGCCAUUCGUGCAUCUGGUAGCGCACGCGAGAGACAUCGGUAUAGAGCCGCAACCUGCCGCCUUCCUGGUCUCUGUUAUCGGCAUCACUGACAUGCUGUCCAGAAUCGGCUACGGCUGGCUGUCCGAUUCCGGGCUCUUCGUUCGGAUGAGAGGGUACACAGCGUGCGUCGCGGGUUUUGGACUUUGCCACGUGUUUGUUCCGUUCGCUCAAACGUACGCUGGCUUGGUGGCGUACUGUCUCUUCUUCGGGGCCUUCCAGGGCUGCUGCCUGUGCCAGGUGGCGGUGAUACUCGCCGAUAUCUGCGGGGUGAAGAAACUGGGGAGCGCCAUCGGACUUUGCUACACCGUCACAGGUCUGGCACUACUCUUUGGGCCGCCUAUGGCAGGUCACCUGUUUGACGUCACGGGGAACUACAAGGUGUCGUUCUUCGUGUCCGGUGGACUGGUGCUCUUCAGUCUGCUGCUGUUACUCCCUCUGGAAAUCUACAGGACCAUCACUGCUAGAAACCAUGACCAGGUCGUCUUGGAUACCUCGGCGUUACCUGCAAGUGGCGGACUGAGGAGCAUGGAAAACCCGCGGACACUGAAGGUUAUCCCGACAGCACUCGCCAGUCUCUUGACUCCGCAGAACUCGGCCAGAAACACCGCGGUCUUCGUGGACAAGCACCCCAUGAACACUCCGAUAAACAAACAGCAGAUCACCAUUGUUGCGUACGUUUGUGCAAAAGCCGUUAGGUUCAUGACAGCCAGGCUGGUGACGAACAUACUGGAGAGGAGACCUGUGGUGGCCAGCAGACUCCCCGUCAUCACUACAGCCCUGCCGCCGAACAUGUUACACAGGGCACCCGCGGGGAGGGCUGGUGAGGGGAAAGAAUGCAUGACGGAGCCCAUGAUGGAGCUAACCCAGGACGUGGACGCUGCGUCCUGCCCAAACGCCUCCUGUAGGUACGGGAAGAACACUCCGAAGGACUUGAAGGUUCCGACCAUGAACACACAACACCCACGUCUUCACAAUAUGACCAAAAACAGACAUGUGCAGUACCAAGAGGAGCCGCCAGAUGGCGGUUGGGGGUGGUUCGUCGUCCUGAGCGCCUUUCUGUCUCAUGUUUUCAUUCUCGGUGCGAUGAAGUCGUUCGGAGUGUUCUUCCCGUACUUCCAGGAGGCUUUUGGACAAGACGCCGCCUCCACUUCGUGGGUUAGCUCCAUCAUGGGGGCGGUCACACUGUUCGGAGCCCUCCCCGCGGGUGCCCUGUGUAACAUGUUCGGCUGCAGGGCUGUAGUGAUGACGGGGAGUCUGCUGGCCACCACAGGUCUCCUCUCCAGUAUGUUUGUCACCAGCCUGGCUGUCAUGAACCUAACGGCAGGGUUCAUCACGGGUCUUGGUUUCUCGUUCAUGUACACGCCUUGCCUUACCAUGGUGGGGAGAUACUUCAAGAAGCGCCUGGCGCUUGCCAACGGGAUCGCUCUGUCAGGAUCCGGAGUCGGGACCUUCGCCCUUCCUCCCGUGUUUCAGCUGCUCAUCGACAACUACGGGUGGAGGGGUUCCCUCUUUAUCGUGGCAGGGAUCGCCUUACAAGGCUGUGUGUUUGGUACCUUGUUACGACCGAUAAACUUAAAAGCAGACAUUGAUGAAAAAGACAAUGCAAUAACAUCUAGGAAAACGAAUCACGGACUGGUAGCACGCCUGUGCGGUGCCUUUGACCUCUCUCUGUUCAAAAUUCCGUAUUUUGCCGUUUUCAACUUGGCCAUGAUGUUCCUGGUAGUCGGCUACGUCAUUCCGUUUGUACAUCUGGUAAAACACGCGAGAACUAUCGGAGUGGAACCACAGAAGGCCGCCUUUCUGGCCUCGGUGGUCGGCAUCGGCGACGGCGUGUCAAGAAUCGCGUACGGAUGGUUCUCAAACCUGGGGCUGUACCCCCUCCUUCGCGGGUUCGUGGUGUGCAGCCUGGGGCUCGGCCUGAGCCUGAUGUUCUUGCCGUUCGCCCAAACCUACCCGUCUAUGGUAGCGUGCUGUCUCUCUGUGGGCCUGUUUGCAGGAAGUCUUUCCACCCAGACCGCGGUGUUUCUGGCGGAGUUCUGCGGAGUCAAGAGACUGGCGAGUGCUGUCGGGAUAGCCUUCAGCGUCCGCGGGUUUUCAAUGCUCUUCGGCCCACCACUUGCAGGCUAUCUGUAUGACGUCACUGGGAACUACAACGUCUCGUUCUACGUCGCGGGGGGUACUGUCCUGUGCAGCACCGUGAUGACGUCAGCGUUAGAGGCCCAUCGGACGAGGAACGUGCAACGUCAGAACUUUGACAAGCUGGCGGAAGACUCGAGUAAAAGCCCAACUUCCACUGAUAUUCCCGAGGAUAUAGACCCUGAUGGCAGCAAAGAUCUACUUGUCAUUCACGAAACCAGCGUAUGACCCACUUAUAAAGUAGGUCAUUUUACUGGUCGAAAAUCGAAGCA